GGGUCCAUCGGCGAGAUGUACGCAUGCAUAUUACCCAGACUUCAGCCAUAUUAAUACCUGUACGGUAAGGGUUUGAGGUACAGUCUUUCUUACCUAUCUUACCUGCUGUCGUCUCUUUUUCCAUCCAAAACAUCUUUUUCGCCUUGAAUCCACCCUUUGAAUCAACGAAUUUGGGAUUUUAUAACUGCAUGAACAUCGGAUCCCUUAUCUGCGCAACCAAUUCUAACAGUAUUUGCUGUUUUAUUCUCACUUGAAAGCGGGACUGUCUCUUGAAUAUAGCAGGCAAAGGUCAAUUGACUACCAGAUACCGUAUUUUCACAGAGCUCUUUAGGUGUUCAUUUGACAACUGGAAAUACUUUUACUACAUUGUUAUCAAAAUGCCAAUUCCAUUGGCUUUAGCAGCUCCAGCAGCUUUGGCUGGGUUAGCAUACGCCAAUGCGAAACUUUCCUUGAGCUACGAUUAUCAAUUAUUGGGUGCUGCAUUAAAAGCAUAUUCCUUCACUAGCAAAAGAGAAAAAGAUGAUCGUCUCAAUAUGUUUUAUAUACUCGAAGAGCAUGCGAAAGGAAACUUCGCAAACGAUACAUUCAUCAUAUUCGAAGGCAAGAAAUGGACAUUCAAGGAGACGUACGAUAUAGUUUUGAAGUAUGGAACAUGGCUGAAGAAUACCCAUAAUGUCAAGCCGGAGGAAAUUGUUGCUAUGGAUUUCACCAAUUCAGAUAAUUAUUUCUUUCUAUGGUUUGGAUUAUGGAGUAUAGGUGCCAAACCAGCCUUCAUUAAUUACAACUUGACGGGCAAAGCAUUAGCCCAUUGUGUCAAAGUCUCCACUGCAAGGUUAUGUAUCGUGGAUCCAAUGGUCGAAGAGAAGUUGACGCAGGAAGUUCGGGAUGAACUUCCGGAUAUCUCUUUCCAAAUUCUCACUUCCGAUGUAGAAGCUGCUAUCAUUUCCACUGAAGGCAUUCGAGAGUCGGAUUCUACUAGAUCUAAGCAAACAAAAUCAAUGAUCGGAAUGUUGAUAUACACCAGUGGUACUACAGGUUUACCUAAACCUGCAGUCCUUGCUUGGGGGAAGGCAAACUUUGGCUCGACUAUCAUGCCAAAAUGGAGUGGAUACGGACGACCUGAUGUCUUGUAUACUUGUAUGCCUAUGUACCAUUCUGCUGCUAGUGUUCUUGCUGUCUUAGCAGCUCUGAACAUGGGUGCAACGAUAUGUAUCGGCAGAAAGUUUUCCACAAAAACAUUCUGGAAGGAAGUUCGAGAAUCAAACGCGAAUGUUAUUCAAUAUGUCGGGGAGGUCUGUCGCUACCUCUUAUCUGCACCUCCUCAACAUGAUCCGGUGACGGGCGAGAACAUAGACAAGAAAAAUAACGUUAGAAUGGCGUUUGGUAAUGGCUUAAGACCUGAUGUAUGGAACAAAUUUAAGGAACGAUUUGACAUCAAAACUAUCGCCGAAUUUUACUCCGCUACUGAGGGUGCAGGAGCUGGCUGGAAUUAUUCUAAUAACGAAUUUAGCAGGGGCGCAGUAGGACGUAACGGGUUCAUUUACUGGCUUGUAUUGAGGAAAGGAUGGGCUGUGGUCGAAUUGGACGUUGAAACGGAACAACCUUAUCGAUCGAAAAGUACCGGAUUUUGCACCAAAGUACCAUAUGGAGCCCCAGGAGAAAUGUUGUAUAAGCUUGAUCCCGCCGAUAUAAAUUCAGGGUAUCAAGGAUAUUUCAACAACCAAAGCGCCUCCGAUAGUAAAGUGUUACGAGACGUUUUCGAAAAGGGCGAUGCAUGGUUUCGAACAGGCGAUAUUAUGACAUGGGAAAAUGGUGAAAAUGUCUACUUCAAUGAUCGAAUCGGUGACACGUUUCGUUGGAAAUCAGAAAAUGUAUCAACAAAUGAAGUCGCAGAAGCGCUGUCUACUCAUCCGGCCAUCCAGGAAGCAAAUGUCUAUGGAGUUUCCCUGCCCCAUCAUGAUGGUCGAGUAGGAUGUGCGGCUGUUAUCCUAAAAGAUCACACUCCGAAUGUUAUGAAGGAUUUGGCGGUCCAUGCGAAAAAGUCACUACCGAGUUAUGCGGUACCAGUGUUUUUGAGAGUCAAAAAAGAGGGAGAGGAGAUGGAAAUUACGGGGACGGUGAAGAUGGUUAAACAUGUGAUUCGGAAACAGGGGGUGGAUCCAAAUGCAAUAGACGAGAGCGGCGAUCAGAUGUGGUGGUUGAGAGGGGAUGAAUAUGUGAAGUUUGGUGAAAAGGAGUGGAAUGAAUUGAAUGGGGGAAAGGUUAAACUUUAGGAGUUUUUGGUUUGAAUUUUGAGUUUCGAAUCUUUGACUGCGUAUAGGCAUUUGAGCGAUGGGGUGGAGUUGGAUCAAUGGGAAUGCAUUUGGCGUUCGGUAUUAAAUCGGCAUCGGCUGUUUCUAUUGCACUAUCUAAGCCAGAAGAGCAAGAAAUAUUAAUGACAACAAUUUUCACUUGAUUUUCACAGAUAAUACUGAAUCUCGACAUCACA
This is a messenger RNA of Botrytis cinerea B05.10, 2488 nucleotides long. RefSeq lists its product as hypothetical. Gene Ontology annotation, molecular function: long-chain fatty acid-CoA ligase activity; long-chain fatty acid transmembrane transporter activity. The record is from RefSeq and is a predicted model, not a curated record. The coding region runs from base 378 to 2273 and encodes 631 amino acids. NCBI's taxonomy places the organism in Eukaryota, Fungi, Ascomycota, Leotiomycetes, Helotiales, Sclerotiniaceae. The transcript is spliced from 3 exons.